GGCUCGGGGCCGUCUCGUUUACUUCCUGGCUCAAGCCGCCGGCCGCCAGUUCCCAAUGACAUGACCACGACGAUGCGGUUCCAUACAUGAGUCCUCCCCUUCGAUUGGAAGGAGUGUCACCAUGCCGCCUGAAGGAGUAGCAAGCAAUAUCCGAGUGUUUAUAGCCUGGGACGACCAGACCGUCUUUUCCGGCGAAGAUAUCAAGUGCCGGAUCACCUUCAAGAACGUCGCCCCGGGCCCGAACCAGGCGAGGCCCCCAAAUCAGCAUCAGCAGCCGCAGACGCCCAUUGCCGAACGGUCGAGACAGCCGUCGCCUCUGUUGAGCCCGAGAACGAAACCGAACAACGGACUCACCCCUCCCCUCCCAGGACGGGGGCACCGUUCUACCUUGUCCCUCUCCGUACCCUCCGCCAGCCCGCGUUCGACGAGAGCGCCGCCGCAACAAUGGACGCCGCCGCAGUGGGCCCCGGCACAACAGCCGCCGCAACGGCCGGGGCAUGCUCACAAGCGGUCUCUAUCCAUAGUGUCGAUAGGGUCGGCCGCGGCUCUCGAGGACCAGCCGCACGCGAAUGUGGCACCCGCGCGGCCUCAACGGUCGGGCCGCGGCCACGGGCGAUCUGCUAGUUUACAGAUAUCGCCGAGGGGCGGCCUGAUGAAUGGCCCGCAGUCCGCCGCCUUGCCGCGACGACCGUUCGGCUCUGAAAGCUCGCCCGUAUUCAACCAUUCCUUUCCCCCGUCCAAGUUUGGGUUCGGGAGACCAUCAGGCGCCUCCACCGUACCCAGCACUCCCAGUUUUCUCGGCUCGCAGGCGCCGAAGAGAAGCCCCGGGCCAGUACCUGACUUCAAAUUCCCUGUGGCGCAGUCGUCACUUCCGACCGAAAGUGCCGGCGGCCCACCUAACGCGCAGCUGAAUGAGGCUUUGCCAAUACCUGUGUCCGGGCCGGGGGAGGCUGUGAGUCUCCCGGCGCGCCCGAAGGACGCGAUACCGACCAUCACUGAACAAGCAAUUCCCAUAGCACGGAUAUUAUCCACGACGAGUAUUGCCGGCGGUACUCCUAGAAGUAGCGGCGAGUUCUACUCGUUGAGCAAUAACUCGUCUGAGACGCUCGCUUCGGAAUAUGUAACAAACCCAUUACUGAACGGACGGAAGCCGGCACACUGGCGGCGGGGCUCCGGCAUGUCAUUCAUGAACCAUGCGAAGCUUCCGGAGUCGUUAAUGAUGGGCUACGCACAAGUCCAGGGCUCAUUUACGCUCGACGGGUCGCUUAUUAAUCUAGGCCCCUUCGAAGCAGUCAAACGGAAAGCUGUCUUGGGCGGUCAGGGGGGUGGCGUCAUCGGCGUCGAGACCUCAAGGAGAACGACCGGGCUCCUAACCGGAUUCGGCUGGGGGAGCAUCAGCAAUUCCAUCGGAGAACUCCUCGGCGGCGGGGAACUGAGCAGCAUCAAGCAGAUGCGCGGCGUGGCAAGCUCCAGGUCCAUUCCCCUCCUAUCGACGCCGCAGUCGAUAUUAUUCGUGGAUCUACAGUUGGGCCCCGGCGAGAGCCGUACGUACGAGUACUCUUUCAAACUGCCUAAAGGAUUGCCUCCGACGCACCGCGGCAAGGCCAUAAAGAUCUCGUAUAGCCUAGUGAUUGGCACCCAGAGGCCCGGUGGCACGAAAGAGCAACAGGUACGAUCGGUUGACGUUCCCUUCCGCGUUCUCGGGAGCGUCAACAGCCACGGUGAGAUCCUGGGCCACGAUCUCCUCUCGCCUUACAUCAUACUUCGCGAUCUUGCGAGGGUGCAGCUGCUUGAUAAAUCCUCCCAUCCCGUCCCUCUGAAGAGAAGCAAGCCCGAGCGUCCCGAGUCGACGCACAGCGGGUUUUUGGCGUACGUCGACGAGCUUCUCAAUCGACCUCAUCCAGGCAUGGGGCUUCUGUCACCAACCGCCGCCGCUCCGCAAUCCCGGCGAGCUUCUACUUUCGAGGAGGCUACGUCGGCAAAGGAAGCGAUAGACCUCGCCAUUCUCCGGUCAAAUCUUUCGUCCGAGUCCGGACAGAGCAGCAACCGUUUUGAGAUAGCCCGGAACGGGCGGCGUGUCGGCGUUGUGAUGCUCGCGCGGCCGGCCUACAAACUAGGCGAGUCGGUGACGAUGGCCAUUGAUUUCACCGGGGCCGAAAUCCCGUGCUACGCCAUCCACGCAGCGCUCGAGACGGCAGAGCGUGUCGAGCCGACGUUAGCACUCCGGAGCGAGGCGAGCAUUCAUAGGGUAACGCGCAAGGUGUACGGAAGCUCGAGCGAGGCGACGCUUUUCUCGCGCAGGAUCGUCUUCAACCCUACGAUUCCCAUCGGAGCAACGCCGGAAUUCAUCACGACCGGGCUGAGCUUGGAUUGGAAGAUCAGGAUCGAAUUCGUAGUUCCGUCGUCGGUGAGCGCCGACUCACAGCUCAUCGGCCCGCACCCGCUGCUGGAAGAAAUCUCCCGGGACGAUCGGGGCGGGCUCGUGAUGGUAGCAGCGGAGAAUCUCGAAUGCGAGAGUUUCGAAGUGGCCGUACCCCUGAGGGUGUACGGCGCAGUGUGUAAUGGACUGGAGCGCCUCGAACGAGACGAAGCACAGGAGGAAGGCCUUGUAGUAUAACUGGGGUGACCGGAGACGGGGGAGGGGGUUAUCACCAUACGUGUAACGGACUAGAAAAAGCGGAUACUGUGACUAGGAGAGGAGUAAAAGAGAUGACGGCUUUCAUUUCUUUCCCACCUGAGACGUCACAGCUGGUUAUACGCGGUUAUCAGGAUGAGGAAGGGAACCGACUUAACGACCUAAUGGAACGAGACC
Durotheca rogersii is the source of this 2812-nucleotide messenger RNA. RefSeq names its product Rgp1-domain-containing protein. The record is from RefSeq and is a predicted model, not a curated record. Lineage: Eukaryota; Fungi; Ascomycota; Sordariomycetes; Xylariales; Xylariaceae. The coding region runs from base 122 to 2617 and encodes 831 amino acids. Gene Ontology annotation, cellular component: Golgi membrane; Ric1-Rgp1 guanyl-nucleotide exchange factor complex. Gene Ontology annotation, biological process: retrograde transport, endosome to Golgi. The transcript has a single exon.